Exophiala viscosa is the source of this 1947-nucleotide messenger RNA. RefSeq lists its product as uncharacterized. The record is from RefSeq and is a predicted model, not a curated record. The coding region runs from base 175 to 1752 and encodes 525 amino acids. The transcript has a single exon. NCBI's taxonomy places the organism in Eukaryota, Fungi, Ascomycota, Eurotiomycetes, Chaetothyriales, Herpotrichiellaceae.
CAUGACAACUGCUGGGGGAAGUCGCUCAGAAGAAGACAACGCAGCUUCCACGACAACGAGAGCACGACAUGGAGUGCAACCUAUUCCUCUAAUGAGAUGCGCGAUCCUCCUCACCAUCAUUAAUCAGACCAUCAUCAUUAUUAUUGUGGCGGACGAAAGUCAGCAACAGAGAAAAUGCCUACCAGCUUUCGUCCUGUCGACAAAGCUCCCAGUACCACUGGCAGCCUGCGAACCGAGCCAUUGCUGACCCCGCCACUGUCGCACAAUAGCUCCGAAGACAUUCCGUUCAGGGCGGACGAUGCUGAUCGCAUCAGCUUGAACAUGAAAAAGAGAAAGGGACACCGACAUGGCUGGCAUCACUCCUAUCCUCGACGUGCACCUACUAUGCCCACAGAAGGCAGCUUCAAACGAUGCCGCCACGAUUGCAAAGAUCAACACGUCCAUACGUCAACUGCAUCGCGGCUGCGAAGCACACGUUCUUUGCCCACAAUGAAGUCCCGAACAGCGUCUGCAAGAUGGCAAAGCCCUGACCGCGCCGUGCAAUGCACAAGAAGAUGGUCAGUAGCCUCCAAAGCUCCGUCUACCAGGGGCCUCGCGACGGUUACUCCGGUAGUAGAAACUGCCAACAGACGCCGCAAGAACAGAACAAGUGAUAUUCAAAGCCCAGCCAUGAUCACUCUUCGUCGCGCCACGAUAUACAGGUCACCGGAACAAACGUCACUCACCUCGUUUCCAACUCCCACAUUCAGCAAGAGAGAGCACGGCUUUCUGUCGUCAUUCCUGAAUUCGAUCACAGGUCAAGAAGACUACCGGACACAAGCCAAUCUGACCCUGCAACAUCCCGGCUAUCAAAGCCGGGCUCUACGUUCGCCAUCUUUGUACAGUAACGAAGCUUGGCCAUCGACCAGCUCAAUCGCCCCUCCUAUGGUUACGGAGAUCACAUCAAUUGAACCACAAUUGACCAUGUCACAGCCAACCCAGGUUAUCAAUAGUGUGCGCCGGUGCUCAACGAAAUACAUCUCGGACGAUGGUAUGCACGAGAUCAUCUGGGACGAGAACUCAACCUCUGCAAGCCCAGCAAGCGUCAUAGCCGAGACCGUAGGAGAAGCGCAAAUGGGCGAACAACACUCGAACGAUACGGGGGCAUUGCAACGACGACUCUCAGAGGUUCUCACCCAAUCUCGAAGAGGUUCGUCAUCUGUGCAGCUGGACAGAAGGACAAGCUACUGGCCAGGUAGCGAGAAUCUCUCUCAAGCUCUUCUCCCACUUAUCAACAACAGCCCGAAGCUGGCCAAGAUGGCACGAGAAGCGGCAUUCCGAAGCUUGCCUCGUUCCAAAGCCUCCAGGCAAGCAGAGUCAGUCAAUGCUCCAGUCACGCCACUGUUCCUUGAUCGGCAACAUCUCCUGGUUGCAGAAGAAGCAGCAGCAGCCGAUGGCGACAUCCAAUACUUCCCUCCACUCGCAGGAGUGGAGAACCCGCAUACGCGGAGUGCAUCGAUAAUAUCAGACAAUGAAGCAGGCAGUCCACUCUCAGGUUCGCCGGGCGAGGGCGAAGUGUCCGUGGAACCCAGGCCAAGGAGCCGCCUGGGCAGCAUGGUUGGAAUCAGCAGACACCAAAAGCGGUUGAGCUUUCCUGCUGAUACUGUAUCGACCAACAAAGUCGAGAGUCGAAGCAUUGCCCAGGCAGGCAAGAGCAGGGCAUCUCGGAAAAUGUCUGGAGAUGACAAACUGCCAUUGCUGGAAAGUCGCUGACGCGCUGAGUGGGAAGCUCAUUUUGAUUACCGCGGCUAGAAAUGACCUGAUAGCACUGCUGACAACCUGCGUAUCAGUACAUAGUACCCAUUCUGUAUAAAUACGACGACUGCGCGUUCGCCCAUAGGUCAAUAGCUGUGGCUGUGAGUAGAGAGGUCCGCUCUGCCAAACUCGUCAUUAUUCUUGUAUAGAUUU